This is a messenger RNA of Truncatella angustata, 678 nucleotides long. RefSeq lists its product as uncharacterized. The coding region runs from base 1 to 678 and encodes 225 amino acids. The record is from RefSeq and is a predicted model, not a curated record. Lineage: Eukaryota; Fungi; Ascomycota; Sordariomycetes; Amphisphaeriales; Sporocadaceae. The transcript has 5 exons.
AUGGCGGGCGGGUCUAAAGGCACUUUCCAUUUACAUACAGAAAUGCCAACUUUGCUGCGAAGUCGCUCUGCAAUCACGAUCCUGCUCGAUUAUUACUACACUAAGUCUUCAGUGCUUCAUUGGCGCACUGCGAAUAGUGCGUGGUUUGAUCACACGACAAGCUGCAGUGUAACAUCAGCCCUGAUCAAAUACGUUAGGCUAGUUCACAACCUUUGGGCGCAUACGCUCGGAGCCUUGAAGAGUAACAUUAUGUUGCACAGUCCUACUGUACUCGAAGGUCCCAGCAGGACCUUGCUUAUCGUCAUUCAAGAUUUAGCUCUGCUAGAUGAGAAUCACACAGGCGACUGGCUGCCUGGAAUUGCCGGGGAAAUAUCCGAUACACUGAAAAAAGACGGUUGUGGCGUCCUGAAGUUGUGCCUCAGGAGGAUUGUAAGGACGAUGUUGAACGGCUACGGAAGUGGGCUCUUGAGAGACCGCGCCAGGAAACCCGACCCAGUCGGUGAUGUACCGCGUAUUACUGUCAUCAUAGCUAGUCACAAUGAAGAACGUUUGCUCGUCGUGGGAGAGAGUGAUAAACAUUGGCAAGCUCGCCGAGACUCUGCCCUCCCUGCCGCAUCAUCCGCCUUGGGUGUACUUUGCUUGAUUUAUGGUAUCAUUUCUCGUCACGCCAACGCAUAG